Benincasa hispida (wax gourd) is the source of this 1230-nucleotide messenger RNA. RefSeq names its product plastid developmental protein DAG (gene MORF3). Gene Ontology annotation, biological process: cytidine to uridine editing; mitochondrial mRNA modification. The record is from RefSeq and is a predicted model, not a curated record. Lineage: Eukaryota; Viridiplantae; Streptophyta; Magnoliopsida; Cucurbitales; Cucurbitaceae. Gene Ontology annotation, cellular component: mitochondrion.
CCCUAAAAUCCCAAAUCACCAAACCUACCGCAUCAUUUCGCUACCUUCAAGCUCUCAACAAUGGCGUCCUCAGCCACUCGGCGCACAUUAUUCACUGUUCUCAGCCGAAGCCUCUCUUCUUCAUCUCCAUCUUCUUCUUCCUUCUUCCUUCCAUCUUCUAUUUCUUCUCGCCUGCGAUUUUCUUUUCCUCUGCUCAACAGACUGGAUCAAAUAAUCCCUAAUUCAUUCAAUCUUCCUAUUCGAUUCAAGUCCUCGGGAUCUGGAUACUCUCCACUCAACGACCCUUCUCCUAAUUGGAGCAAUCGACCUCCCAAAGAGACGAUACUCCUCGAUGGCUGCGAUUACGAGCACUGGCUGAUCGUGAUGGAGUUUCCAACGGACCCGAAACCAUCGGAGGAGGAGAUGGUGAACUCUUAUGUCAAAAUUCUUGCCGCUGUUGUUGGAAGUGAGGAAGAGGCGAAGAAGAAAAUAUAUUCAGUCAGUACAACUACGUAUACUGGAUUUGGUGCCUUGAUUUCGGAAGAGCUCUCUUACAAAGUGAAAGAAUUGCCAGGUGUUCUAUGGGUUUUACCAGAUUCAUAUCUUGAUGUUCCAAACAAAGAUUACGGAGGUGAUCUCUUUAUUGAUGGAAAGGUCAUCCCGAGACCGCAGUAUAGGUACAACGAUAGGCAACAAUCUGGUAGAAACAGGCCUCGUCCACGGUAUGAUAGACGCCGAGAAACUAUGCAAGUUGAACGGAGCCAACCGAUUCAGAGACAUAACUGGGGUCAAAACCAGGGAGAUCCACUGCAACCACCACCAUCCAUUGAUGGUCAAAAUACAUCUCGAAGUGGUGUUGGAGAUUUCUCGACAAAUCCAGGCGAGUUUAAUCGGAGCAAUCACUGAUUGAUGGAUGCUUUAAAAUGUGGAUAUUUAUCGACUCCUUUAUGCAUGAAGUCUAGGCAUGAUACAUCUAGAUUAAUCUAGAUUUUUAACUCUCCUUAAUGCAUGACAAAUCUAGGAGAUUUUGGAAUCCUUCCACAUCAACAUUCUAAAUAUUCAAAUAUGAUAGUUCUAUUGGCCAAUGCAUUUAGAUCAAGUCUAGGCAUCAUAUAAAUCUAGCAUCUAAAUGCUUUGAAGGUGAAUAUUUGGUAUGUUGACUAGAAUCCUUAAUGUUGUAUCUAGAUUUUCUUUCUUUCACUAGCAAUAGGUCCAAAGAUUAAAAAUAAACUAUGGGGAAUGAUUGAACUA